AUGACUGGUCUUGACAAUGUCAUCUUCUACGCCGGGGAAAAGUCCCCGAGUCCUGCCGGCGUGACCUGUACACCAAGUACUCCUGCUCCCGCUCGGAAGAGGCGGCGGCCAAAUCAGGACUUGCAGCAGCGCUUAGCAAAGUGUGAGGAGCUGUUGCAAGAAUAUGCUACAGCCAAACCGCCAAGUACCAAUGGCGAACCGGCGAAUCCUGAAGAAACCUGGAGGUCACUCGGCAAGCUGAUCAUUGAUGACGGGAGUGUACGCUUUAUGGACAGCUUUCUGUGGGCGACUGUACAUGAUGAAGUACGAGCUAUGCGUGAGAUUGUCGACGAGGACGACAAAGAUGAUGAAAGCUCGGGCGUAACGCCCGCGGAUGGCCAGACGCCUGAUCAUCACACCGGGUUACUGCUUUCGGAUGGUUCGGACUCGAAUCUGGCUGACUUGCACCCUGAGCCGGCCCAUGUGUUUCGCCUAUGGCAAACCUUCCUAGAGCGAGUGAAUCCUUUGACCAAAGUGAUACACGUGCCCUCGGUUCAACCAUUAGUCGUUGAGGCAGCGACUAACAAAGACAACUUACCAAAGAAUGUGGAGGCUCUGCUAUUUUCGAUAUACACUCUAGGUGUAGUUGCAAUGUCCGAGUCUGAAUGUAUCGCAGUACUCGGCAUACCCAAAGACGACGCUUUUGCACGAUUUUCAAAAGGUGCACGCGUUGCUCUGAUGCGCAUUGGCAUCCUCCAUAAAUACGAUCUCGUCGUUCUGCAGGCAAUGGUCUUAUAUCUGACCUCCAUAAGCGGUCGCUAUGAUCGUCAUGCAGCUUGGAUCCUCAAUGGAGUUAUUAUUCGCAUUGCUCAGAAAAUGGGCCUACACAGGGAUGGUGAAUUAUUAGGUCUUUCUCCUUUUGACACGGAGAUGCGGCGUCGCGUCUGGUGGCAGAUUAUUCUACUAGAUGCCGUAUACGCAAUGAUGUCUGGGCUUGGGCCAUCUAUGCUGCCACGACAUUGGGAUACGAAGGAGCCCAGGAACGUUAACGAUGCAGACCUUUUCCCAACCAUGACGAAGGUUGAAGCAAAAGACGGCCCGACUGACAUGGUUUUCUGUUUGAUCAGUUACGAGAUUGCCAGGCUGUUGAUGGAAUACCCUGGCCUCGAAUCUGUGAUCCUGCAGAACGAACUGGGAACUGCUGAUAGCCCUGGCACAUCCGAGGUAGAAGCUGCGCGGCGACGUAUAAACGACCUUGAUUUUGCUAUAGGAGAGAUUCUGAGGAAGUACGGCGACCCAUCCAUGGGCCCGAUCCACGAACUUGCCGCUGAACAGAGGCCAAUGAUGGUCAACAAACUCCGAGAACUCAUUUGUCCUCCUCGAGAACAACCUGAAUGGGGCAACGAGAUCUUAACCCCGAAGGACAAUUUAUUCAAGAUCGCCAUUACGACUGGCGAGCACUCCCUAAGGAUGUAUUUGCACACGCAAAAGAGAGGCCAUUUCCUGUGGUUCGUUAUGACCCACUUCCAAGUCGAAGUCUUCCUAUUCAUGGUUGGACAACUGUGCUCACGUACGAGCGGGCAGCUGGUCGAUAGAGCAUGGCACGUUGUUGAUCAGUUCUACCACUAUCACACCGAGAUGUUUAAGCUGUCUAUCAAGCCGCACGGGUCCCUGGCCGUCUUUCUACUUCGAGCAUGGAGGAAGCGGGAGGGGGUUCUGCGAGCAUCUACUGGCAACACCCCGACGACGCCGUGGUAUAUUGUGAGACUGCAGGAACUCCUCGGCGCCGAUGCCGAGGCCCAGGAGGCCGUGGAUGACGAGACAAAGGUGCCAUUGCCGUCCGUCAAUGUGGACGGCAUGGCCAACAGCGUCGACAUGCCGUGGGAUCAGAUGCUUGGUUUCAUUGAUACGUCUAGUGUACACUGGGAUAUGUUUGGCCAGGGUGGUCAAACCAUGGGUACGGACUACGCAAACUAUGGGUCGUCACAUCUGGGACAAUUUCACCAUGUCAACCAGUGGUUGUAG
Neoarthrinium moseri is the source of this 2004-nucleotide messenger RNA. RefSeq lists its product as uncharacterized. The transcript has 5 exons. NCBI's taxonomy places the organism in Eukaryota, Fungi, Ascomycota, Sordariomycetes, Amphisphaeriales, Apiosporaceae. Bases 1 to 2004 code for a protein of 667 amino acids. Gene Ontology annotation, molecular function: zinc ion binding; DNA binding. The record is from RefSeq and is a predicted model, not a curated record. Gene Ontology annotation, biological process: DNA-templated transcription.